This is a messenger RNA of Cyphellophora europaea CBS 101466, 1065 nucleotides long. RefSeq lists its product as uncharacterized. Gene Ontology annotation, molecular function: threonine deaminase activity; pyridoxal phosphate binding; L-serine ammonia-lyase activity. The transcript has a single exon. Bases 1 to 1065 code for a protein of 354 amino acids. The record is from RefSeq and is a predicted model, not a curated record. Lineage: Eukaryota; Fungi; Ascomycota; Eurotiomycetes; Chaetothyriales; Cyphellophoraceae. Gene Ontology annotation, biological process: L-threonine catabolic process; L-serine catabolic process.
AUGGGUUCUUACGACCCUCCCCCUCCCCUCCCCUGGCGCACCACCCCUCUCGUCGAAUCCCCCAUCCUCUCCCAAACCGCCGGCUGCCGCAUCUUCCUCAAGCUCGAAAACCUGCAGCCCGGCACCUCCUUCAAGUCCCGCGGCAUGGGCAACAUGAUCCUGUCCGCCAUCCGCGACGCUCCCGCCUCCCAACCCCUGCACUUCUUCUGCUCCUCGGGCGGCAACGCGGGCCUCGCCGCCGUCAGUGCGGCCAAGUCCCUGGGCUACCCCUGCACGGUCGUGAUGCCUGUCACGACCGAGGCAGCAAUGGUCACGAAGCUGCGCGCCGCGGGCGCCAGCGACGUCAUCAGCCAAGGGAAGAGCUGGCAGUUCGCCGAUGCGCAUAUGCGUGAAGUUGUCAUGGAGGAGGCCCGUCAGCAGGGGGUCCAGGCUGUUUAUCUUCCACCUUUCGACCACCCGCGUGUUUGGGAGGGCCAUGAGACGCUGGUGGAGGAGCUACGCCAGCAGUUUCCCGAGGGUGAGCGGCCAGAUGCGGUCGUGCUGUCCGUUGGUGGAGGCGGACUGUUCAUCGGUGUCAUGCAAGGGUUGGAGAAAGUUGGUUGGGGCAAGGAAUCGGGGACGCAGGUCAUUGCGGUUGAGACGAAGGGUGCAGAAAGUCUGAAUUACUCGCUGCAGCAGGGCCAGCUGAGUACCCUGCCGGGCAUCACGAGCCUGGCGACGAGCUUGGGGGCGGUGAGGGUCGCGCCACGGGCCUAUGAGCUGGCGACGCAGGAACAUGUAGAGAGCGUGGUGCUUAGUGACGCCGAGGCCUGCAUGGGUUGCUGGCGCUUUGCAGACUCGGAGCGGAUCCUCGUCGAGCCUUCAUGCGGUGUCAGCGUGGCGCUGGCCUACGAGCCCGAGAGGCUCAAGCAGUUGGUCAAGAACUUCGGGCCGGAGAGUAAGGUUGUCAUUGUGGUUUGCGGCGGUGCUCGCAUCGAUCUCGACACGCUGCAGAAGUACCGUGAGACCUAUGGGCCGGAGAUCGAACGCAUGGGGCUGGCGGAGCACGUCUUGUCCCCCAAGUGA